Messenger RNA from Anguilla anguilla (European eel), 903 nucleotides. RefSeq names its product cytochrome c. The transcript has 3 exons. Gene Ontology annotation, biological process: mitochondrial electron transport, ubiquinol to cytochrome c; mitochondrial electron transport, cytochrome c to oxygen. Gene Ontology annotation, molecular function: electron transfer activity; heme binding. Gene Ontology annotation, cellular component: mitochondrial intermembrane space. Bases 159 to 473 code for a protein of 104 amino acids. NCBI's taxonomy places the organism in Eukaryota, Metazoa, Chordata, Actinopteri, Anguilliformes, Anguillidae. The record is from RefSeq and is a predicted model, not a curated record.
UGUGACGUAUUUUACCGGUGCCUGUAAAUUGCGUGACCUUCUUAUUCGCUGAAGAUACGUAUUUGUGGCUGCCGAGAGAGUAUUAGCCGGUAUUAGCUGAAGUAGCUGGCUAGUUAAGUUGGUUCAAAAAAGACAAUCUCAUUUGUUAAAAAGGAAAAAUGGGUGACGUUGCGAAAGGAAAGAAGGUGUUUGUCCAGAAGUGUGCACAGUGUCACACUGUCGAGGAAGGUGGAAAGCACAAGGUUGGUCCAAACCUUUGGGGCCUGUUCGGACGCAAGACGGGCCAGGCUGAAGGCUUUUCGUACACCGACGCCAACAAGAGCAAAGGUAUUGUCUGGGGAGAUGCCACGCUUAUGGAGUACUUGGAAAACCCCAAAAAAUACAUUCCUGGAACAAAGAUGAUCUUUGCCGGCAUCAAGAAGAAGGGGGAACGUGCUGACCUAGUUGCAUAUUUGAAGUCUGCAACAUCUUAGAUUAUGCUAAGAUUAUUUUAACUUAUCUGUAAAGUACGCUUAUGUGAUGUCAUUGUAAAAUUAUUUUAAGAAAAAAAAACUACAAAACUGUUUUGAUCAUUUAAGAAUGUGAAGACUUUAAAAAAUGACAUGUCACACCUUGCAUCUGUCUAAAUGAAGAAUGUAAACUUCAUUUUACGGAAUACAGUACUUAAUUUGAAACCUGGUUAAUUAUAUUUGGUUGAACAGUUAGGGUGGUUAUUGCAGGUCCUGAGUUGUCUUCCAUGUUGAAUGAGUAAGUGUAUCCCCUGGUUUCACAGGUGUAUUAAAAAUGAAAUUGGUCACUGUACUGGCGGUUAAAUAUUCCAGAAGGCAUUUGUUGAAGAUUGGUUAAAAACACUGGUUGUUGUGUAUUAAGGAAUCUUCUCAUUAAAACUGAUUGAAACUGUAA